UUUUAAAUGCAAACAUGUUUUGUUCAGACAUGUUUACAACCAAACAAACAACAAUUAUCUAUGUAAUCUAAUCACAUGAAGCUUGAAAUUUGAUGUACAGAAACGUGAUAUUACAUGAACUAUUAUUUCGCAAAGGGAAGUGCAAUGCGCAUGGUUGUAAAAGCGAAACAGGAAGUCUUCCUUUAAGGAUAUAAGGACUUUUUUUGUGGCGACGGAGGAGAGUCGAAAUAAGAUUGGGCACAAUCAACAGCUCUAGUGGUUAUUUCGUUUUAAACGGCUCAAUGAGCUCCUUCAGCAAUCAAGGUCUUACUGCCGACAAAAUAAACAAUAGCAACUUCAACUUCACAGAGUUAGAAGAUUGCAGAGUAACAGAUGUGCAGCGGAUAAAGACUCCACCACAACCACCACAACCACGACCUUGGAGAAAAACUCCUGAAUGGAAUAAAAAGUAUCUCGAGACGCUUACCGAGGACAUCAUAUCGUUCAAACCCUCCGGAGAGUUGGGACUUUCAGAUGUCCGUAUCCUGAUGCAAGGUCCAGUUGGUAUGGGAAAGUCCAGCUUCUAUAACACCAUCAACUCGGUGUUCAAGGGCCGUAUCUCGCAAAGUGCACCUUGUGGGGUUGCUAAAAGUGGCAUAACAAUUGCGUACACCCCAUAUGUAGUAAAUGUGAGAUCUGGAGAAUCUUUGAAAUUCCGACUCUGUGAUACACGUGGUCUAGAAGUCACUCAUGAUCUUGAGAUUCUUGAGUGCAACUACUUGCUAGAUGGAAACAUCCCAGACUUUUAUCAGUUUAACCCAGUCGCUCCAAUCAACCCGGAUAACCCCCUGUUCGUACAUCAACCAAAGUGUACAGAAAAGAUUCACUGCGUUUUGUUUGUGAUAGACGCUGCAACGAUUGGCGACAUGCCAAAGACGAUGGUCGACAAGAUGCAAUACUUCCAAAAUCUUACUAAUUUUAAAGGCAUUCCACAAGCCGUUCUGCUAACCAAAGUCGACCUGGCCUGUAAAGAUGUGGCCAGUAACAUUACCAACGUUUUCACCGGCAAGAAAAUUGAGGCUGCUGUAGACAAAGCAUCUAACCUUUUUGGGUUGCCUAGAAACCACAUACUUCCGGUGAAGAACAACGAGAUCGAGAUGGAGCUUGAUGACAACAUCAGCAUCCUGGCGUUGCUGGCCCUGCGGCAGCUGCUGUACUAUGCAGAGGAUUACCUCCAGGUUCUUCAGUUUAAGAUGAAAGCGCGCAAUGUCACCAAUGAGAAGGGGGACAAACGAGACCCAUUAGAAAAGGGCAGUGACCAAGAAUAAUAAUAGACACCGCUUUGCUUUUCGUGACUGAUGUUUUAUAAACAAAAUAAAUGUGUAUUUAUCGUGAGUUUAACUAGUUGAAACAAUAUCUAAGUUUAGGUUUUACAAUGUUUAACACUUUUUUAAUUGGUGACGGCUUUGAGAUAUUGCAUGCAAAUGGUUAAUUUUCUUUAAACGUGUGUUAUAAAUGUCUAAUAUAUAUCGUCAUAUUAACAAAGCAAAGAUUUUAUGAUACAAGUUUUAAUUCUUAACCUAAAUUAACAUGUGUGAUGUUUUUUACGUAGUGAUUGUGUAUAUAUUACAUAACAUCUCUGUCAUGUGUUGGACUGUCCCAAGAGUAUACUUAACAGUUAAUACGUACUUUUAAGUGUAGGUUUUUAAUUUGUGUACUUCCUGGAGUAUUGUGUUAGUAGGUUCUUCAUCAGUAUAACCUAGUGCCUCUGCUAACUUUUCAGAUUGAUUGGACAUUUUUUCAAUGUAAACAUCAAUCUUUCCUUUACAUUCAUUUAUUUGCUUUCUGGUAUAACUAGACUCUUCAAGUGAUAAAGCCGAUAUAUAUACAUCAAGAA
This is a messenger RNA of Dreissena polymorpha, 1876 nucleotides long. Its product is annotated as interferon-induced protein 44-like. The transcript has 7 exons. Lineage: Eukaryota; Metazoa; Mollusca; Bivalvia; Myida; Dreissenidae. Bases 282 to 1307 code for a protein of 341 amino acids. The record is from RefSeq and is a predicted model, not a curated record.